UUAGAUUUGAGGUUAGAUAAAAUAUAGUUUCAGUUUAGUGAAUAAAAAAAUAGAUUGAUAACGUUAAGGUCCAUAACAAAAACAGACUAAAUGAGUCAGUGAUCUAUCUACUAUCUUAAAUUUAUUUGUUUUGCAUUCCCAUUGUUAGUAGCUGUUGAUAGUUUAUACACAAAUAGUGAUCUGUAACAUAAUGGUGCUAGUGUUAAAUGGUGUUUUACAGACAAAGAGUCCUCCUAAUACACAAACAUUAUACAAUGCUCAUCCAAUAUAUAAGGAAACGGCCACUCAAUUGUUAUCAAUUCCUAGCAAAAUUGUUGGGCCUGCAGGUUUGUUGUAUGUCUGGCAAAGGGAAUUUGCUGCAGUCAGUCAACAUGACAAGAAUGUGACGAUUCUAGGCUCCGAUGAUGCUACUACCUGCAUACUUGUUAUUCUUAGACACUCCGGAUCUGGUGCAGUGGCUUUAGCACACUUUGAUGGAUUUGGAACACAUGAGGCUGCUUCCGCCAUGGUUGAAAAAAUUCAAGAACUGGCUGUAGGUUAUUCAGGUGGUAGAAUUGAAUUACAGUUAGUUGGGGGAUUUUCAGAUAGACUGGGUUAUUCAGAAGAACUUUUUUACAACAUUAUGGAUGCCUUUCAUAAACAACUGGUUGAAAUUGAUUUAACAUUAGCUUGCGUUGGACAAUUAAACACAACAAUUGUUAAUGGAAUACCAGCCCCUAUUAUAUAUGGAGUUGGGAUAAACAUGAGAACAAAUGAAAUUUUUCCAGCGUCAUUUCCACAAAAAGGCCCCGAAGAGUAUCUCCGCACUGCACGUCAUUUGUUUGGUUCUGAAAAUUGCGAAAUUAUUAACAUUUAUGACUGUAGCUUAGGGCAGCUAAAAAUCGGACCAUUUAAUUACAAGCCACUCAGAGGAGCAAAUCUUUGGUUAGAACAAAACGACGACUUUAUUUUACAACAGCUCUCUACUUCGCCCGAGGUUGAACUACCACAUUUUGUUUCAAACGUUAGGGGUACCGUGAAAUAUAUACAAGAGAAUCCUUUUCCUGCGGUAACUGUUUUUAGAAAUAAUAGGCCACUGUAUUAUAGAAGAGACGAAGAUUCAGGACUUUGGGUUCCGGAUUAUUAAACAAAUUACAAUUUUAUUAUAAAAAUGUUUUCAGAUGUUGAUUGCUUAAAGACAAGUUCAGCGUAUUACAUAUAUUUUAUAAUAAAUCUAUUAAUACUCAAUGUAAUUAAAUUUAAUUUCAAUUAUGCGAAUUAUAAUU
Messenger RNA from Diabrotica balteata, 1265 nucleotides. Lineage: Eukaryota; Metazoa; Arthropoda; Insecta; Coleoptera; Chrysomelidae. The record is from the annotation of a GenBank genome assembly.